Molecule: messenger RNA, 1248 nt
Organism: Penicillium malachiteum
Lineage: Eukaryota; Fungi; Ascomycota; Eurotiomycetes; Eurotiales; Aspergillaceae
Product: metallophosphoesterase family protein
Exons: 4
Coding region: 1-1248 (415 amino acids)
Cellular component (GO): cytoplasm
Molecular function (GO): hydrolase activity, acting on ester bonds
Source: RefSeq, a predicted model, not a curated record
AUGCUAGCACAGAUUUUAGGUCGGUCGAUAAUAGCGAGACACGGCAAAGAAGUGCCAACUCCAGAUCGAACUUUGCGUUUUACAAAGGAUGGCACGUUCCAAAUAAGUGUCUUCGAGGACUUGCAUUUCGCUGAAGAUGCUAGCAAAGAUAAUAAAACAAAUGGUGUGAUGAAAUAUGUCCUCUUCAAGGAGAAUCCACAGCUCGUUGUCAUCAACGGCGACUUGAUUUCUGGCGAAGCGGUAAAAAUUUCCAAAUCAAACAACUACCUCGACCAAGUUGUCUCUCCCCUUGUGGACGAGGGAUACGUCUGGGCUUCAACCUACGGAAACCAUGACAGCAAUCCCAAUCUUGAUCCGCGGCAGGAUAUCUAUGAUCAAGAAAAACGCUACAAGAACAGCCUCACACAAAGCUUGGUGGACCAUUCAGAUGCGGGUAUUACGAACUAUUAUCUGCCAGUCUUUUCUCACAAUGGAUCUGAAAGCGACACGCCAGCCCUUCUUCUGUGGUUCUUUGAUUCAAAAGGUGGACGUGAGCCCACUAACCGAGUAUCGAAACGAAAUUCAGUCAAUCGGCCCGACUGGGUUGAUCAAUCUGUAGUUGAUUGGUUCAUCGAGACAAAUUCCAAUCUCAGCGACAAGUAUGGGACAACGAUUCCCUCAUUAGCCUUCUACCACAUCCCCGCAGAUGCAAUGCGUGUAUAUCAAGACAACGGAGUCAAUUCUCAUACUUCUCCUGGAAUCAACGGGGAAACAGUUGUUCAGCAGGGAGCUGGUGAUACAGACUAUACCGGUCAAGAUAAGAAUUUUAUGAAAGCUCUAUUGAACACAUCAGGACUUAUGGCAACAUUCAGCGGUCACGAUCAUGAAAACGAUUGGUGCUUCAAAUGGGAUGGAGAAACUGUUGCUCAGAAUCUAUCCGGAAAUGGCAUCAACAUGUGCUACGGUCGACAUACCGGAUACGGUGGAUAUGGCAAUGCUAAGCGGGGUGGAAGACAAAUUAUGCUCAAUGAAGAAACGCUACAUGAGGAUGUUGAAACUUGGAUUCGAUUGGAAGAUGGUACAAUCUCAGCACAUGUCACCUUGAACGGGACAUAUGGUCACGACAAAUACGCCUCUGCUGCCCGGAAAAUGACCAGAGGGAUAGAAACUCGGAGUGGAGGAUUAUCUAACUUUCACCCUUCCGAAUCACUACUAUACCUGUUGUAUCUAUGGCUGCCGAUCGCCUUAUUUUGGCACUGGAAACAGUGA